Oncorhynchus masou masou (cherry salmon) is the source of this 2168-nucleotide messenger RNA. Its product is annotated as ATP-binding cassette sub-family B member 6-like. The record is from RefSeq and is a predicted model, not a curated record. The coding region runs from base 1 to 1971 and encodes 656 amino acids. Gene Ontology annotation, cellular component: vacuolar membrane. Gene Ontology annotation, molecular function: ATP binding; ABC-type heme transporter activity; ATP hydrolysis activity. Lineage: Eukaryota; Metazoa; Chordata; Actinopteri; Salmoniformes; Salmonidae. Gene Ontology annotation, biological process: transmembrane transport; heme transport. The transcript has 18 exons.
AUGGCAGGGCAGAACCUCUCACAUGACAACAUGCCCGGUCAUCCUGACAAUAGAAGACAACAGAAAGACAGUGAGCCUCCAUCUAUGUCCUUCCCAUCCACAUCCAAGUCGUCCCAGACCGUGUCAACAUGGCAUGGUUUUGGGCAGAAGGUGCGUCUCCUGGCCCCUUACCUGUGGCCCCGGGGCAGCCUGCCUCUUCAGGUAAUGGUCCUGCUCUGUCUGGCCCUACUGGCGAUGGAAAGGGUCAUCAACGUCUUCGUCCCCAUCUACUCUAAAAACAUAGUGAAUAAUCUGUCUGAUGGCAGCAGCUGGAGGACCCUGGCCACCACCGUGUGUAUUUAUGUCCUGCUCAAAUUCCUCCAGGGUGGAGGGGCAGGUACAUCAGGGUUUAUCAGUAACCUGAGGUCCUUCCUGUGGACGCAGGUCCAGCAGUACACCAGUAGGGUGGUUCAGGUCCGUCUGUUUGGUCACCUCCACUCCCUGUCGUUGCGCUGGCACCUGGGGAGACACACUGGGGACGUUCUGAGUAGUGUAGACCGAGGAACAUCUUCUAUCAACAACCUGCUCAGCUACAUCAUCUUCAGUAUCCUGCCCACCAUCGCUGAUAUCGUCAUCGCCAUCCUCUACUUUGUAUCCUACUUCAGUGCCUUGUUCGGCCUCAUCGUCUUCAUCUGCUUGCUGAUCUACCUCACUUUCACCAUCCUGAUCACUGAGUGGAGGACCAAGUACAGACGAGACAUGAACACUCAGGACAACAACGCUAAGUCUAAAGCUGUGGACUCGCUGCUCAACUUUGAGACGGUGAAAUAUUACAAUGCUGAGGGGUAUGAAGUGACCUGCUUCGAGGAGGCAAUUCUGAAGUACCAGCAGUCAGAAUGGAAGACCAAUGCCUCGUUGGCCCUACUGAACCAGACCCAGAACCUGAUCAUUGGCUCAGGGCUAUUAGCAGGUUCUCUGCUCUGUGCUUACAUGGUCACAGAAGGCCAGUUCCAGGUUGGUGACUAUGUCCUGUUUGGCACCUACAUCAUCCAGCUGUACACUCCUCUCAACUGGUUUGGUACAUAUUACAGACUAAUCCAGAGUUCCUUUAUUGACAUGGAGAACAUGUUCAAGAUCUUAACAGAACACAAAGAGGUGAAAGACGAUGUCAGCGCCACAGACCUCCAGUUGACAACCGGCGAGGUGAAGUUUCAGAACGUGUGCUUCAGCUACACUGAGGGGAAUGUGAUUCUCAGGGGUAUAUCGUUCACUGUGAUGGCCGGCCAGACUGUUGCUCUGGUGGGCCAGUCUGGUUCAGGUAAAAGCACUAUCCUACGUCUGCUGUUUCGCUUCUAUGACGUCCAGGGAGGAUGCAUCCGUAUUGAUGAACAGGACAUAUCCAGGGUGACCCAGACCUCUCUCCGCUCCUACAUCGGUGUGGUUCCUCAGGACACGGUGCUCUUCAAUGACAGCAUAAGAAACAACAUCCGGUACGGACGCAUUCCCGCUAGCGACCAGGAGGUGGAGGAGGCUGCCCUCGCUGCGGACAUACACUACAAGAUCCUGUCACUGCCCGAGGGGUAUGAGACCCAGGUUGGAGAGAGGGGUCUGAAGCUGAGUGGAGGAGAGAAACAGAGAGUAGCCAUCGCCCGUACAAUCCUGAAGGACCCCCGUAUUAUACUGCUGGAUGAGGCCACGUCAGCUCUGGACACACAGACAGAACGCAACAUCCAGGCUUCACUCUCCAAAGUCUGUGCCAACAGGACCACUAUAGUAGUAACACACAGAUUGUCGACCAUCGUUGGCUCAGACCAGAUCCUGGUAGUCCAUGAUGGCCAGAUUGCCGAGAGAGGGAGGCAUGAGGAGUUGCUGUCCCAGGGAGGUUUGUACUCUGCUAUGUGGCUGAAACAGCAGCACAGCACAGCCAAGACAGAAACAUACAACUCUAACCCAGAGGAUCAGCAGGCCACUACUCCCCACCACGGUCCCUGAGCCAGUAACCCAGCACAGAGCUAACCUACAGCUAACCAGGGAACAGAGGAGCAGAUUGAGCCAGGAUAGAGCUCAACCAUCUGAAGGAAAAGAUUCAACUCAUAUUGUGGCAUUUUGGGCGGGUACGGCGAGGUUCUGAGGCGAGUUUCAAACUUAGCAUCUUAAGGUACAUCUUGCAUUCAAAAUACAUUACUGCU